Messenger RNA from Nycticebus coucang (slow loris), 488 nucleotides. RefSeq names its product thrombospondin type 1 domain containing 8 (gene THSD8). Lineage: Eukaryota; Metazoa; Chordata; Mammalia; Primates; Lorisidae. The coding region runs from base 4 to 351 and encodes 115 amino acids. The transcript has 3 exons. The record is from RefSeq and is a predicted model, not a curated record.
GGCAUGGCCCGGAGCCAGGCGGCGCUGCUGCUGCUGCCUCUGAUGCUCCGGCUGCUGGCUACCCCUGCCCAAUUCUCCCUGGACUACCAGUACUUCGGCCAGCAGGGCGAAGGUGACACCUGGGAGCAGCUGAGGCAGCAGCGACAAAAGGAGGUGGAGAACUCCAUCCUUGGCCCAUGGGGAAAGUGGCGCUGUCUCUGUGACUUGGGCAAGCAGGAGCGCAGCCGCCAGGUGGUAGGCACAGCUCCUGGACCUGUGUUCAUGGACCGUGAGAACCUGAUCCAGGUACGGCCCUGUCGGCAACAAGAUUGUACAUCGUGCAAGCCGAUGGACUGCGACUGGAGGCCCUGAGCCCGGCCUGGGCUGGUGGGGCCUCAGGGCCUCAGGACCUUGCGGAGAGACCCCGCCCACCCGAGUCCUCGGAGGCAGCUUCGGACAGCCGCCCUUGCAGACUACAAGUCCCAGGAGGCAGCGCGGUGUUGUCGGCU